AAGCAAUUGUUUCAUGACUUACCUCCUUGACAUUUUCUUCUUCUCUCUCUAACUCCGACCUUCUUUCUUGCUUCUGUUGUGUUUCACUCUUUUGCUUAAAUUAAUGUAAACUAAACCCCCUUUUUAUACUUAUUUGAUGGUAUUUGAAGAAACCAAUAAAUUUGAAGAAAAAAACCCUAGAAAAGACAGAGAAAGAUUUUAUUUUUGAGGGUGGAAAAGUUGAAGAAAUUCUAUGAAGUAUUGGAGUAUUUUGUUAAUUUUUUGUUUUUUUGUGGGGUGGUUUUCAAGUGGGGUUUAUGGCGGUGACAUAGUUCAUGAAGAUGAUAAAGCUCCCAAGAAGCCUGGCUGUGAAAACAGUUUUGUUUUGGUUAAAGUGCCAACAUGGGUUGAUGGAUUUCAAGACAAUGAGUAUGUGGGAGUCGGUGCUCGUUUUGGUCCUACACUAGAGGCAAAGGAGCAACAUGCCAAUCGAACAAGAAUCGCUCUGGCAGACCCUCCAGAUUGCUGCACUCCUCCCAGAAAUAAGCUUACUGGUGAAGCUAUUCUGGUAUACCGUGGCAAUUGCAGUUUUACUACAAAGACAAAUAUUGCAGAAGAUGCUGGUGCGUCAGCUAUUCUUAUUGUGAACAAUAGCACCGAACUCUUCAAAAUGGUCUGCGAGGAGGACGCUGAUACAAACAUUCGCAUUCCUGCUGUCAUGUUACCAAUAUAUGCUGGUGAAACUUUGGAAGAUUUAUUGUACAACAAUUCUAGGGUUUAUGUGCAGCUGUACUCCCCUAGGCGUCCAGCCGUUGAUGUCGCGGAAGUUUUUCUAUGGCUCAUGGCUGUUGGUACUAUUUUAUGCGCGUCUUAUUGGUCUGCAUGGAAUGCAAGGGUGGCAGCUAUUGAACAUGAAAAGAUGUUAAAGGAUGGGUCAGACGAGGUUGAAAUUUCUGAAGGAACUGGUUCAUCUGGUUUUGUAGAUAUCAGUACCAGAUCAGCAUUUCUUUUCGUUGUGAUUGCUUCGUGCUUUUUGGUUAUGCUGUACAAACUUAUGUCAGUCUGGUUUAUCGAUGUUCUGGUGGUUCUCUUUUGCAUUGGUGGUGCGGAGGGUUUGCAAACUUGCUUGGUAGCGUUGCUAUCAAGUUUCAGGUGGUUUAAACAUGCCGCUGAAACAUUUGUUAAAGUGCCCAUCUUUGGAGCAGUCUCGUAUCUGGCAAUGGCUGUUUCUCCAUUCUGCAUACUUUGUGCUGUUCUUUGGGGUGUUUACCGCCGUGAUCCCUUUGCUUGGAUUGGUCAAGACAUCCUUGGUAUUGCAUUAAUUCUCACUGUACUUCAGAUUGUACGUGUACCGAAUCUCAAGGUUGGCACAAUUCUUCUCAGUUGUGCGUUCUUUUAUGAUAUAUUUUGGGUCUUUGCUUCCAAAUGGUUCUUCCAUGAGAGUGUUAUGAUCGUGGUUGCACGUGGUGAUAAUAGUGGGGAAGAUGGGAUUCCAAUGCUGCUGAAGAUACCAAGGAUGUUUGACCCUUGGGGUGGUUACAGUGUCAUUGGAUUUGGGGAUAUCAUCUUGCCAGGACUAGUAAUAGCCUUCUCUUUAAGAUAUGACUGGAUGGGGAACAAGAAGAUUGGAGCUGGAUACUUUGUGUGGGGAAUGACUGCUUAUGGUUUAGGUCUCCUCAUAACGUAUGUGGCUUUGAACUUGAUGGAUGGACAUGGCCAACCGGCUCUCCUCUACAUCGUCCCUUCCACGCUUGGCACAUUCUUGACACUUGCAAGAAAAAGAGGUGAUCUAAAGAAUUUAUGGACAAGGGGAGAACCCGAUAGACCUUGUCCGCAUGUGCGACUUCAGUCAUCUCAAUAACGUGUGUUAUUUAGGGUGUAACAUCAACUAUCAGAGUAUCGAUCGAUUCAGGACUGUUAGAGGGGUUUUAAAUCCCUGUGUAAGUUGUAGGAGAUGUAACAUAAUGUUUGGUAUAGUUUUGAUACUUUACCACUUUCCCAGGGUUAUGUAGUUACCCAGUUAUAGAAGAGAAAACAUCCUUUUUUUUUUGGUUGGUUGGUUAUGUUUUAUUCAUGGGCGAUGCUAUCUGCACGCCUCCGAAGCCUUCAUGCACUCCAAUACUGUGCGCGCGCAAUGUACUAAACAACGCUCUUUACAUAAAUGGAGUAGAAGAAGACUUUUCUGGGGUGCAGAUACAAGUUCCAUCAUUCAUAUGUUUGAUUCUUUUCUCGGUACUUUUGUAAUACCAGCAACUGAGUAGGGUUGAUGUUUGAGAAGCGUUUCAUGUAUUGGCACAUUCUUUUUCUUUAUAGAAGAGUAGUGAAUAUUGCUUAAGCCCUCAAACGGUAAUAAUGUCAAUUACAAUGAAGUGAAUAUUACGAAGAAGUACUGUUUUUUGUGUUGAUAA
Molecule: messenger RNA, 2387 nt
Organism: Spinacia oleracea (spinach)
Lineage: Eukaryota; Viridiplantae; Streptophyta; Magnoliopsida; Caryophyllales; Amaranthaceae
Product: signal peptide peptidase-like 4
Exons: 14
Coding region: 233-1840 (535 amino acids)
Biological process (GO): membrane protein proteolysis
Cellular component (GO): lumenal side of endoplasmic reticulum membrane; Golgi-associated vesicle membrane; cytoplasmic side of endoplasmic reticulum membrane
Molecular function (GO): aspartic endopeptidase activity, intramembrane cleaving
Source: RefSeq, a predicted model, not a curated record